CGGGGCGAGCGACAUGGGGGCGGGGUUGGGUCUCUAGGCAGAGCCCUGAAGCCCCCGAGAGACUGGAGGGGCCGGCGCGGGAGGCGGAGCGUCCCGCCGGGUUCUGGCGGUCGCAACAGCCGGGACGAGGUCCUGGCGGUGCGCGGGAGGGCAUAGCUUGCGGCCCGGGCCGGCUGACGAGCUGGCAUAGAAUAGCCUCAAGCUGAGGGUGGAGCAAAUCUUGAGGAAACCUGGAUCAGUACAACUCACAUCUAAGCCCAGCUAAUGCAGAGAGCGAUGAAUGUGGCUGCUCACCUAGCCCUCUUUUCUGAACAGUCCAGGACCCCAGCUCAUGGAAUGGUGCAGCACACAGUGGAGAUGGUGUCCGAGGCUGACCACCGUCCACUGGGUAUGUUUGAGUGCCAGCUGUGUACCUUGUCAGCUCCAUACAGCUAUGUGGGACAGAAGCCCCCUAAUACCCAGGCUAUUGUCCUCUUGGAGGAGAGCUACGUCAUGAAGGACCCCUUCUCACCAGACAAGGCCAAGUUCCUGGUCUUGGGUGCGAGGUGCAGCGUUUGCAGAAGGCUGGUGUGUGUGGGUCCGGAAUGCAGCUUGUUCUACUCCAAGAGAUUCUGCCUCCCCUGUGUCCAGGAGAACAUCAGCGCUUUCCCUCAGGAAAUCCGGCAAGACGUGGAGAAGAGGAGAGCUUCCGCCAAGAGGCCCUCCAGCCCGCCCUGAUGGUGGCACAAGUGCAGCCCACGUGCACCCUGGCUGGGAGCCGAGUGCUUAGUCGUCAGCGCCCGUAGCUCAAAGGCUGGGAGCCAGUGGAGACUGACAACAGUCAGAAGUGGACACAGCAGAGCUCCAGGACCACCUCCGUGGAUGUCUGGAGUCAGAAAAGGGGAAGCCUGCUGCCAUGCACAGCUGGCCAGGACAUCUUGUCAAUGUACUUUAGGAAGAUUUCCAGAUGUGCCAGGGCUUUAGAGUUCGGUAGAAUGAUAUGGAGUUGACUGUAAGGAAUUGGCAUUUGAGGCUGCCUCCAAGCCAGUGACAAGGCCAGAAGGUAGAUAACUUUCACAUCCUGGUAUAAUAUAACACAAGGCCUUACAGUAUAAAAUGUUUUAAAUCCUGACCACGUGUUAUAUUUAUAAAUUAAAUGAACAAAUCAGC
Molecule: messenger RNA, 1149 nt
Organism: Jaculus jaculus (lesser Egyptian jerboa)
Lineage: Eukaryota; Metazoa; Chordata; Mammalia; Rodentia; Dipodidae
Gene: Cdpf1
Product: cysteine rich DPF motif domain containing 1
Exons: 5
Coding region: 265-717 (150 amino acids)
Source: RefSeq, a predicted model, not a curated record